Cyanistes caeruleus (blue tit) is the source of this 1028-nucleotide messenger RNA. The record is from RefSeq and is a predicted model, not a curated record. Lineage: Eukaryota; Metazoa; Chordata; Aves; Passeriformes; Paridae.
UGCCCUUCUGAGCCCCCCAUGCCCAUGGCAGGGCUGAAGCAGGAGCUGUUCCACCGGCACAAGGAGGCCCAGCAGUGCUGUAGGCCCCACAACCUGCCACUGCUUCGUGCAGCCCAGCAGCGUGAGAUGGAGGCUAUGGAGCAACAGAUCCGAGAGGAACAGCGAAUGAUGGAUGAGAAGAUAGUCUUGGAAUUGGACCAAAAAGUAAUCGACCAGCAGAACACCCUGGAGAAGGCUGGGGUGUCUGGCUUCUACAUCACUACCAACCCCCAGGAGCUGACUCUACAGAUGAAUUUGCUGGAGCUGAUUCGGAAGCUGCAGCAGAAGGAAGCUGAGGCUGAGAAGACUUUAUCCUGAAACAGCAAAUCUGCUGUUCAGUUCCCAGAGUUUUUCCUCUGACUUUCCUCUAAACAACAGACCAUCCAUGCAUUUGCUUUGUGUUGUCAGGAAGAGGCUGCAGGGGUAGAAGAAAAUGCUGAGGCACUUAGAUUAGAGCUGGGGCAGACAGAGCCCAGCACAGGGGAUGGUUGGGAGCCUGGGGAUAGCUCUCAUCCUCAGAGCAGUGUCAGCUGCAUCUGGCUCAGCUGGGAGCUGAUGAAGCAGGGUCACCUGCCAGGACUGUCCUGCAGUGAUGCUGAGGCCAUGACUGAGCCAAGGCUGAGUUGAGCACUGAGGCAGCCCAUGGAGCCCUGCUGUGUAAGGGUGACCCUGUGUUUAGAUGAUUUGUAACGGGGGGAAAAACAAUCCCAAGAAUGCUUCUGUGUGUUGUUGAGGCAGAAACAACCUCUUAAACAGGCAGACCCUUCCCAGAGUCCCUUCCUCCUCCAGGCUGGUACCAGCAUUAUCUGUAUUAGUUUAUCUGUGUGCUGGCUGGCAUUAUCUGUAUUAAAGGAGAAUUUCAUGCCUCAGCCCAGAGUUCCUGGACUGGUGUUUGCAGUGUUCCUACUGACUCAGAAAGCAGAGCUUUUGCUUUGUUUUUUUUAAACCAGUUUCCAAAUGAAGAGAAAUAAAACACUUCUGGGGCUGCA